AUGGCUACUAUUAUUUUUAUUUCAUACACCUUAAUCGUGGCAUCCUGGUUGUACUUGUAUUCUUACAUUGGCGAGCAACUUGCUCACGAGUCGCAGAAAGUUGGUGAAGCAUUUUACCACACCGUCUGGACUGACUUGAAAAACCAGGAUAAAAGAUCUUUGGUAAUGUGUUUAAUAAACGGACAAAGACCUCAAUAUUUAAUGGCUGGGAAGUUUUACAGAUUCACGCUUUUCGGUUUCUGCGACAGUAGCGACUACAACCGAAUUGGGGACUCUCUCGCGUACUGUCGACGAAUAUUUGCGAUAGGCGGCGUGAUGCCGCCGCAAGAUAGUCCGAAACUGUUCAAGCUGAUCGUAUUAUAUUUCCUUUUCCUGAUACUGAUGCAAGCUUGGGAUACGUACGAUGUUUUGCACAAUUUUGAGACGUUGGUGGUUAGCGCGACGGAAUGGCCUGUCUCGGUUUCGGUGACGUUGAUUCUUGUCCUUAUUCGCACGAACAAGAGAUUGCCAGCGGUGAUCGAGAAAAUCCAAAAUGAUAUAAACGGCGCGAUAUCGUUCGAGAACGACGAGGAGAAACGACGUUAUCGAAAGUACAACAACAUAUCCGUUUAUUUCGGCAAAUAUGUGUCGGUGUUCGCAUUCGUCGUCGCUUACAUGAUGUUCGCGCGUCCGUUGAUAGACCUGAUGGUUAAUUCUGGUACAGAGAAUGAACAAUUGUAUCGUCCGAGUAACAACGUUGUUAUAGAUGAAGUCAACAGCACACAGCCCUUCGUGCUACCAUUCCGGGCUCAUGUGUUUUUCGACUACCGCUAUAACGCUAAAAUAUACACUAUGAUAUACAUCUUCCAACUUCCCGCUGCGUAUGUGGGUGUGUACCAUGCAGCCGAAGCUAGUCUGAUCGUCACCUCGACCCUACACGUUUGCGGAAAAUUGUCGGUGCUGGCCUGCCGAAUACGAAUGUCUCUAACGCAAUCUUCGGGGCAUUUUCAGCAAAGGAUGAAAACUAUAGUGAUCGAGCAUCUGGAGUUGUUGGAGUUUUCAAAUAUUCUAAACGACUGUUUCCACCAUAUCCUUCUGAUAGAAUAUCUGAACUGUAGUUUCCGAUUGGGCGUUUCUAUGUACGUGGUGAUAAUCAUGCUUGCAAAAGAUACGGUGGCUGCUGUUAAUUUUAUUUUAUAUUCUAUCAUUGUGGCGGCCUGGUUGUAUUUGUACUCCUAUAUUGGCGAGCAACUUGUUCACGAGUCGCAGCAAGUGGGUGAAGCGUUCUACGUCACCGAUUGGACGAACAUCGCGAACAGGGACAGAAGAUCUUUGACAAUCUGUUUAAUAAACGGACAAAAAGCUGAGUACUUAACGGCUGGGAAAUUCUAUAGAUUUACGCUUUUUGGCUUCAGCAAUAUUGUAAAAUCUUCCAUGGCGUUUCUCUCCGUGCUGCGAACAACAGUCUAA
This is a messenger RNA of Megalopta genalis, 1449 nucleotides long. NCBI's taxonomy places the organism in Eukaryota, Metazoa, Arthropoda, Insecta, Hymenoptera, Halictidae. The record is from RefSeq and is a predicted model, not a curated record.